CGUGAGGCUCCGCGCGCAGUGGCGCUCAGACCCGCACGGCGACCGAACGCCAUGCCGAUGCCGCGCUAACCUGUGCUAGUGACAAGCUGUCAAGUGUCAACAUGUGGCUCUAUGGAACGUGUGUCCUCGCCAGCGUCCUGCUGGCGACCGUGCGCUCGCAGAGCACCGAAGGGAGCAUCGAGUUCGCCCCCUUAGUGACAGCUACCUGCAAGACGGGCGUAAUGUCCGUCAAGAUUAACUUCAACCAGCCGUUCUACGGGGUUGCUCAUGCGCGAGAAUUCAGAACACCAGCAUGCAUGGCACAAGGCAACGGUUCAGAGUCCAUGAGCUUCGACGUCAGCCUGAUGGCGGCACAGGGCUCGCCGGAUUACUGCGGAGUAUUCUGGAACAACCGCACAGACGAGCGGUCCCUGCCGUUCGCAGUGCGCGUGCAUCGCACCCUAGAGCUGGCUGACGACAAGUUCUACGUCAUCACAUGCGGGAAGGCGGGCUUAUUCAGGAAUGCUAGAAACGAAACCUCACGAGUGUCCCUACGAAUGUUGAACGAAAAUGGCAAAAAGAUUAUGACCGCCGCUUUCAAUAUGCCCUACACGCUGCGAGCGGAGAUGAGCAAGCCUGACGGUGCUCAUGGCAUCAAGAUGAAGAGUUGUUUCGCGUUCAACAUGAAGAACAACACAGUGGACUUGCUGGAUAAGCGAGGGUGUCCGAUAAAACAGCAGUCAGUGGUGGUGCGGCCGGCGAGCGGCGCGGCCGAGCUCUUCAUACCCGCCAUGUUCCGCUUCCCCGACUCCUCGCAGAUCAACUUCCAGUGCGACAUCUCUAUCUGCAAAGGAAGUUGCCCGGUGCAGGACUGCAACGUGGACGAUGGCGUUGGCGUAGUCGGUGAAGAAGAAACCACCUUCACCGCCUCCACGGGGGUCUUCAUACUGGACCCCAAUGAUAGUGCAGUGGCAGAGCUGAGCUGCUCCGACGGCAGCAUCCACCCGCCGUGGCUGCUGUACCUGGCCAUCGCACUCGGAGUCAUGUUCCUAGUGAUGCUGCUCAUCAACUGCUUCCUGUGUACAGCCAUGACGUGCUCCUGCGCCAGGACUGACGUGAUCGAGAAGGACCCGUCAGUGGUGGAAGACUACGACCCGUACCGCAGCUGGCACGGCAGCCAGUACGGCAGCAGGUACCCCUCGUCCACCAUACACUCCGCGAGGUCUGUCUCGGACAACAGUGACCACUACGCGAUAGUGCAAUCCCGGCCCGGCAGCCGGCACUCCGGCAUGCAUCGGAAUAGGCAUUAAAAGAAUCUAUACGAAAAUCUCGAGUGGAACGUAGCAAGUUGGUGAAGAAACUAAAGAUACAAAAGAUGUAAAAUAAUUGGAUUUUUAGGGAACCAUUUCUUAAUUCAUAGAAAAAUGUUAAACAUUAAACAUAAGUUAAAUCCACUUCUUGAUGCUAACUUGACUCACGCUAGAACUGUCCGGUACCAGGCCGAGGCGUCUGAUAUUUCAGUUUUCAAUAUAAAUCAUCACGCGAUCACCGAUCACCCGUCAUAGAAUAAAUUAAUAGUUUAAAAAACACUAGAAAAACACGCUUUUAUAAAUGUACGUAGAAAGUUCAUUACGUGACCUUUCUCACAAGUGCAAACACGACUAUGAUACGAUAUUCCAUCACGGAAUGCCAGUGCCUAUCUUCCGGCUUCAUCAUCAAACCUUGAAACCUAAUCGUGGUCAAAGUUCAUUACAAGACUUUUCUAACAAAUCCAAACACAGCUAUGAUACGAUGUUCCACCAUGAAGUUCCAGUUCAUAUCUUCCGGCUCCAUCAUUAGAUCAGUUCGACAAUACCAUAUUAUUUUACUGUCACCAGAACUACGUACAGCUGCCAAUUUUCAUGAAGCUACGAUCCUUGGAAGAUGGUUAAAUUAGUUACCUUAGAUUCCAUUACAUAGUUAGUUACAUACAGGUCGACCUAAUUAGAAGCGUGUUAAAAAGAGUCGGACGCCUCGGCCAAAUUUCCGAUUGUGGUGAAGAUACGAUUAUGAAUCAUUAAUAACAAGGUUAAAAAUACGAGUGGUGCUUUGAAUAAUAUUCACAAAUUUUAACAUAACAGUAUGUAGUCUGUAACGUUACCUAAGCUAGAACAUUAAGGUACUUCUGUAUGUUCAAAUGAAUUUAUCUUGUGCCAUUUUGUUUCCACGUACCUUAAAGAACAUAACGAUAUUUGGUACAUUAUUAUGACCGCAAUAAUUCGAAUUUAAUACGCAAUUUGAUACAACGAAUCCGUCCAAAAUUAUCUCAUAGUUAAAAUAAAGUAAUGCAGUACGGUUGUACUUAGAAUAAGUUAUAGAUUGUUAUACCAGUAUAGAUAAUAAAUGUAAUUAUUAGAAUUAAUCUAGUAUAAAGACGCGCGCCUAUGUGUAUAGGCGUGGGUUAAAACUGUACCACAUCAUACACUGUGAAUUAUAGUGUUAAUUUACACGAGUAGUUAGUACUUCCUCAGCUGCCUAGGAUAUUUAAUGUGUCGUAUUGCCUGUCAUAGAAUGUGUAACUAAAUAUGUAGUAAGAGUGAGUGAUAUUAGCUAUAUGACAUCUCUUCCUGAUUCUGUGACUUAUAAUUUCAAAAACUUACCUGUAAGUGUUUGCAGUAGCGUCCUUAAGGGGUGGCGAGCAGGGCAGCGGCCCGGCCCGGGGCCUCGCAUCAACCCGGUCACAUGUUCAUAAGGGCCGCCCGGGGCCUCGCAUCAACCGGUCACAUGUUCACAAGGGCCGCCCGGGGCCUCGCAUCAACCGGUCACAUGUUCACAAGGGCCGCCCGGGGCCUCGCAUCAACCGGUCACAUGUUCACAAGGGCCGCCCAGGGCCUCGAGGUUAAGGCCGCUACUGAAUGUUUGUAAACUUUUGAAUUGUUUACUUUUGCCAAGACUUAAGCAUAUGCAUUUGUCUUGGCAAGUUUUAAUGUCUAGACGGCUAGAGUGAUUAAAAAUUAGACUUCUCUGUAGUAGACUAAGUUUGGCGCCUCCUAAAUUCGUACAAGGACCUUUUAUUUGUGAAUAUUUAUGUGAAACUAGACCUUUAUGUUAUGAUUUUAUGAGUUACGCAAUUCGAAAGAGACUUGAACAAUGAAUAGCGAUGUGCUCAAUCCGUCUUCCUCGAGUAAAUGAAACUUUAAUGAAUAAUGAAUUAUGAUUGAAUCUCGUUUAAUGUGUGCUAUGUGUUCGUGUUAAACCAAGAGAGAGUGACAAUAAAAUUCUUAACACUG
Molecule: messenger RNA, 3248 nt
Organism: Cydia pomonella (codling moth)
Lineage: Eukaryota; Metazoa; Arthropoda; Insecta; Lepidoptera; Tortricidae
Exons: 12
Coding region: 102-1289 (395 amino acids)
Source: RefSeq, a predicted model, not a curated record